Molecule: messenger RNA, 5277 nt
Organism: Linum trigynum
Lineage: Eukaryota; Viridiplantae; Streptophyta; Magnoliopsida; Malpighiales; Linaceae
Source: the annotation of a GenBank genome assembly
UUGGUUUGAGUUGGGUUAAUGACCAACAAGUACUAAUUGAGGAUGUUAAUGAGCCAAAUCGAGUUAAGUUUUGCCUUGUUUAGGUUGAACUUGUUGAUAAACGAGUCGAGCUCAAGUUUGACUCAUUUACAAAACGAGCUGAGUCGAGUUGAGCUCGAGCUGACUCAUUUAUUGAAACCUACUUGACUCAUAUAUGAUACAUGUGAUUAACUGAUCUCAUGUCAUAUGAGACAUAUUUGCCCACGUUAGCGAAUAACUGAUUGUGUUAACGGAGACGGACAAAAACUAACGGAGAGUGACAAAACUUGAAACUAUUUUACUAAAUCCGGUGACCACGAAUGAAAUUAAAUAUUUGCAGAGACCAAACAUGAACUUUUUUAGUAAUCCCAGUGACGGAACUCGCAAUUUACCCGUUUGAUAAACCUAUGAAUUAUCAACAAGUCAACUCAUAUGAUAUAAUAUAGAUCGAUUUUUUCAUAAGCCGGUAGUCUGAGUUUGCUCACUAAUCACAAUGUUGAGACAUCUUACCAGCUCAAAACAAGGGAAUUCACGAGUUGAGCUCAACAAAUCCACAUAGUCGAGCUGGCUCACGAGCUGAACAAGGCUAAGCCCAACCUCAGCUCGUUAAUAAACGAAUCGAGUUUUUUUCUUAAUCGAAUAAAUUUUUAUCGAAUCGAACAACGAGUCAUACAUAAGCGAUUUGUUUGGAUGAAUGUUAGCCCAGGAAGUAGACCCAUGUAAGAUCGAAGCCACAUAUCCGACUGAAAAUCCGAAAUCCAAAUGAGUUUGCCGGUUGCCAAGCAUAUAUUGACAUUCACGAGCUUGCCAUUUAAAGGAUCUUACUACCGGCCUCCAAAUUUGGAUUACUGAUGUCCUGAAAAUAAAAAAGAAAGAAGGGUAAAAACUGUAAGGACACAAAAAUAGAGUGUGAAAAUGGCAAUUAGCCGGACGGGUCCCUGUUCAAAAGGUAUAACCGUCAGCAAGGUGAUGGAGGGAAAAUCUGGCGCCAAACCCGCGAACACGACCUCUUGGGACGGCGCGUAUUCCCGUAAAACGACAUUAACAGCGUCGAACCCACACGUCAUUUCCCUUUAACUAACUUUAAUUAAUUAAAUCCAAAUUCGAAAUUACAUCUCUCUUCACUCUUCAGUCGUCUCUGCACUGAUUAUUGUUUCACAUUGAUUAACAUAUCUUCUCGCGUAUUUUCUUAUUAUACCUCGUUUUCCUCUCUCUCUCUCCCCACUUCGGAUCGAUCAUCCAUCUCUCUAUUAUCGCAUUACAUUUCAUCUUUUUCCCCUUUCAAUAAUAGCCGCUGCUCCAUUCUCGGGCCCCAAUUUUCCCUCCGGCGAUCAUCGUUUUGAACUUCUCCGAUCCAGAUGAAACCAAAGAAGGUACUAUUCUCCUCAACGAAUAUGCUAAUUAUGUAGCCGCCCUUUUCUGGUGUCGUCAGGGGGAGGGUUUUUAUUUUCUUCUGUUUCUUCCACGUUUUGACCUCUCCAAGUGUUUGUUAAUGGUAAUUUGGCAGUUGACCUUCUUCAACCUUCCGCCACAAACAUAGUUUCCUGUCUGUUCGUUGCUACUGAGGAAUUUUUGUUCUGGGUAUUCGAGAAUUCCGUCUGUUUUUGGAUUGAUCUCCUUGUUUUGAGUAAAAAGGUCAGUUCUUUCCCCCUCUCUGUUCUGCAAUUCCGACUUUUUAUUUGCUAAAGCAAAUUUCUGGGUUCCCCAUUGUUCUGGUUUUAUGGGUUUUUGUUUUUCAAUUGAUUGAAGUUGGUUUCUUCAUUGGCAAAGAUUUUGGCGUGUGAUUGUAUAGGGGGAAAUUGUGGCAUAGUGGGUACCAUGAAUUAUUCUUAGUUUCUAAUGAUUAGGGUUGCUGAUAAGUGACAAUUAUAUAGGUGGGGAUAUGUUUGCUUUAGAUGAUUACUUUUCUUUUUGUAAUUCUUAGUGUGGUUCUGAGAAUUGCUUACUGAAAGAUGCCCCAGCUAUCAUGAUUCUGUUUCUGCAUGCCAAUUGAUUGUCUGCAAGCUUUUUGUCACUCACUGAUGCUCUGCUUUAUUUGGUAUCUGUUUGAUGGAGUUUUUGUUUUUAUUUGGUUUCUAAAAAGUCGAAGCCCUUUUUUGGCUUCAUAGAAAUGGAUCCUUUUCUUGAUCUUCUAACUUGGAGUUGCCUUCCUUGGCUUGGGGGCUUUCGAUCCUCUUGUUUGAUAUUUCGAGUUGGCUUGGUUUCCAUUUCUGUUUUUCAGACAGCUUAGAGCCUUUUUGAACACAAUGAAAUACAUGUUGUAGUGCAGAAAGGCAUUUGUUUCAUUUUGCUUUCUGGUUUACCUAAAGUUUCUCUUGAUGUUUCCUUCUGUUAAUCUAUUGUUUUGCAUUCAUUGUAUAAUGCAUUUGUCUGCAGAACUGAAAAAUUGAUUUGUCUGCAGAACUGAAAAAUUGAUUCCCUCUUCUUAUCUGGAAAUUCUCUUGGGUUAGACCAGGUCCAUAUAUUCCUAAGCAGCGGGUAAUUCAUUCAAGAGUUUGUCAACCAGAAUGGAACCCAGGCAACCUGUUCCCAGUGUUAUUGCAAGAUUGAUGGGUUUGGAUGAAUUUCAACCUCGACAACCAGUUCAAAAGAAAGCAAGAGUGCUUUCUGAGAAGUAUAUGCAGAGAGUGAGUGCUAUAGGUAGCCGAGAGAAACAUCAAAAGCUUCGUUUAUUUGGUUUGGAUUCAGAAGAGUCAAGAGAUACCAACAGUUUGGGAACAGACAGACAAAAUGGGAGCUUAGCUGGGAAGAGGAAAGCUCAUUUAAGUUCAAUGGUGUCAUUAAAGCCUUCUAGCCAUGAAAACCUUGAUGUCUGCAGGAAAGGUCAGAAUGCUUGUGACCAAAGGUACACUAGUUUCAGCUCAUGCAGGGAUUUUGAAAGAAUUGGUGUACUUAAGCAACACACAGAUAAGGUGGAGAAUACUAAAACAAAGUCUACUUCUUCAAAGCAUGCAACCACAGGAAUUGGGUUUUCCAAAAGCAAUAUUCUUGGUAGAGAUGAAUUAGGUUCUAGAUAUCUGAAUGGUGGCACCUUGCUUAAGAAGUCUGAGUCAGUACCCUUGUCUCCCACCCAGCCAGUUGAAUUGGAUAUAAGUAGAAUGGAUGAAAAAGAGAUUACCUUUCCCGAUCAUGACUCUAAACCAACGAAGUUAUGUUUCAAUCCAGCUGCUCUUCGCUCAAGCAAAAACAGUCAGUAUGGCUGGAAGGUCAGGAGCAUUGGAUGCUUACAGAAACCUACACCUCUUCACUGGAGUCUUAGUGAUAUUCACAAUCAUGCACCAAGUGCUAGCCAUGACUCUGUUGUUAAAAGUAGUAGCCGAGCGAGUAAGCUUGAGUUUAUAAAUUCUGUUCAGCGAAAGGAGAGAGAGUUAUUGUUUGACCGCAGACAUGCUUCAGAAAGUAUAAUCUCAGCAAAGAGCUACGAGGAGAUGCCUCCGCCUGUUGAGGUUUCGGAAGUAGCAAACAAGAAUCCAGAACCUAGUUAUAUCCCUCCAAAUGUGGCUGAAAAGAAGUUUGAAAAGGAUGCACAUUGCCAGAGUUCACUUGAGAUGGUUGUUAAUGGAGAAACCACGUUUGUAAAUGAAGCCUCCCUAGCACUUGACAAGCAGCAGUUGUUGGAGAUAGAAGAUGGGGAUCUUUCUAUGAAAGACCAAGACUAUUCUCGUUAUACAAUGGCUGCUUCAAUUCUAAAGGAUAUAUCAGCUGUAACGUACGGGAAAGAAUACAUUUCUUCUUAUUGCUCGUGUACGGACCCAGAAUCACUAGUGAGCUCAGAAGAUUCCUACUAUCAAUCCAGUCCAAAUUCCGUAUUGGAGACUUCAUACAGGAAAGAGGUAUCUUCUUGCUUCGAUUGUUGGGACGGUGCUGGUGCUUCUUUGCAAGGCUUGCAUAAUCGACUCGAAAUCCUGAAGUCAGAGUUAUUGGAUGGAAACUCAGAAGACUUUGACACAAUGGUCUCUAGCGAGGGAGAUACCCAGGAAGAAGAGUCAGUAAGCGAUUUUGAAGCAAAUGAAGUUGCAAUGAGACUUUUUAAAGCUGAAGAGAGCAGGGAUUUCUCAUACUUGGUCGAUGUGUUAACCGAGGCAGGGCUGAUCAACAGAAGCCCAUACUUGAUCAGUCCUAACCACUCAUGGAACUCUGAUGAAUGCUUAAUCGUUAGUCCUUCGGUCUUUGAAACACUAGAUAAAAAGUACGGAGAACAGGUAUCUUGGAAGAGGGCCGAUAGAAGAUUACUAUUUGAUCGUAUAAACUUGGGGCUGGUGGAGAUUCUGCAGUCAUCUUUGAGCCAGCAGUCAGUCUCGUGGUCGGAACCUGUAGCAAGAAGAUUCAUGCUCAACUAUGGUGGCCAGGAGGAUAUUGAGGAGGAGGUAUGGUUGUUACUCGCCAGCCAGGAAAAUGGAACGGGAAAGAAUUCUGAGAAGGUGACGGGGCAGGAUGAUAAGUGGUUUGAUCUGGGUGAUCAUGUUCAGGAGAUCAGUAGAGACAUAGCAAAUUCUUUGUUUGAUGAGUUGGUGGAGGAUGCUGUUAGCAACAUGGGGUGAUAUUUUUGGAAAAAUUUGCAGAAAUUUCCACAUACGUAGUAUAUAUACAGGAUAUGUGGUAUAAGUAGUAUAUGGUUUUUGAAUCAAGGAGUAUUGAGUGAGUACUGAGUAGUUUGAUUGUUGCUUGCUCCCUGCCAAGUCCACUUGUGCAAAUUUUUUUCUCUCCAAUAGACCACAAGGAAGAUGAGAGAUAGCUAGAUAUAUACAGUGUUUGUUGUAGGUUUUGAAAAUAUUGAAGAUGUAUUCUUUUUGAGUAAAUCAGUGAGUUCUCAUGUAAAAUAUGGUCAUUUUCUGGGCAAGCUAUGUAAAAACUGCUGCAUUUUUCCUAUUGCUUGAGACAAAGUUGAAUGCACAACCAUUUUUUGGUGUGAGCUUGCAAAGAUUCGCAGUUUCCUGAAUUGUUAUCGUUUGGUUGGUUUCUUGAAUCUGCAGUUCACUGAUCUCAAGUACAAGGAGAUGGUCACAAGCAAAGGUGACCAUUUUUGCUUGUACGACCUCAAAUUGAGUCCAGAAAAUGCUCUUAAUAACAUGUUCUGUAUUGUGAAUGUGAAAGUCAGAAACAAUGGCACAGUGGUAACUACUGGCGAAUGGCGAUGCAGCAACUGAAACUACUUGUUUCCUGAAGCCGAGGAUCUGCUAAAAUGACCCUUGAAUCCAAGCAGCUUUCAGCCUACCUAAACCUCUAACAUCCAAGAUCAAAUAAGCAAAAUCCCAACCA